AAAACAAGGAUAUGAUGAGAGUAACAGAGCGAUAGCUAACACAGUGGCUGAAGUAGCCAGGAGGGCCCAUGUGGGCAGAGCAAAGCUACUGGUUGUGGGUUCCUUCACCCACAAAGAAAUCAACUGGGAAAACCUGGAGCCACAUGGAGGCCCAGAAACAUGGAGGGUAAAUAAUUUGGAGGGGGUACAGGAAAAUCUCAUGCAUCAGCACAUUGGGGACACUACCAGAGAAAAAGGGAGAAGACGAACCCGCAAGACUGGACCUAGUAUUCACCUUAAGAAGUGCAAAUAUUGAGGACAUCACAUAUGAAAGGCCCCUCACAGCUAGUGACAUGUGGUUCUAAGCUUCGAAUAUAUACUACCACUGACUACUACGCCACACACUCUACUAAGUUCACAAUGCAUCAACCAUCCAGCACUACCAUCAACACCAUCAUUGUAGCAACACUGUUGGUUCCAGUGGUCUUACCUAGCAUCACUGUGGCAUCUGGUGAUGCUCUGCAAGAUUCCAAGUCCGUGAAGGAAAAUGGUAGUUUGUCAAGCCACCAGGAAUCCCUAAGUCAAGACACCAUCUACUGCCGGCACAUGGCAUCAAUGAUAGCAUGUGACUACAAGUGGCAAAAACAGGUAUGUCUUGUUAUGUCUGAAGCAUGAUAGAAGUUAUGUCUUUCUCUUUAUGACAAAACAAGUUAUGUGUAUCCGUCGAGGUUAGAGCUAUGAUAAAGCUUGUAAAUGUAUUAAAGACAAGCAUCACACACCACGUAAACUGACACUUGAUGCUUUAAUAAGUCUCUAGUUGAUUGUUUACACAAGGUGCAUUACAAUGAUUCAAACAUCUAUAAACUAAGUUGACAAAUCUACCAGCAAACUAAACUUAAAGUGUACUAUCCUGGUCAUAAGAUACAUUACCCAUUACAUACUGAAACCUUUCAGAUGCAGACUCCAAUAUACUUAACGUGAUUUAACGGAAUAAAAAUUCCCCACUAUUUUACACACAAACGUGACAGUUUCAAGUAACUUACAAAAAGGUUUAGUAAGUUACUUGAGUCGUUCCAGGAAUCCUGAAAUGCAUUCCACAAAUUUGGUCAAAGGACGCCUGCCCUUCCUAAGUGUUCCAAGAAACUUGCCCUGGUUACCGUACACCAGCUUUGAAAAUUUGAAGCCGAUUGGAUGAGGCUUUCUCGUGUUGUGAACAAAAUAGAAAAAAAAAAAGUUGGAUGAAAAAAACGAGAGAAAAAAUUAAGCAAACAUUUAAAAAGUCUCCUUUUGA
Cherax quadricarinatus is the source of this 1270-nucleotide messenger RNA. Lineage: Eukaryota; Metazoa; Arthropoda; Malacostraca; Decapoda; Parastacidae. The record is from RefSeq and is a predicted model, not a curated record.